AUGUCCACCACUACUGAGGCCGGCGAGAAGCGCGAGGGCUCUCCUAAAGAGAACGAAAAUACCAAGCGACAGGCCCACAUGCCAAGCCAGUCCUUCUACUUCAAGCAGACAAGCGAUGUCCCCGAAUCCCUCCUGCAGCAAGAAAUCUGCAAAUACAUCAUUGAAUUCCUAGACACCGAGCUCCAGGAGAGCUAUCAGCUUGAUGCAAAUGGUAAACGCUCAAACCAUGCUGUUGCCAAACUCUUUUUCAAGCACCCGCUGAAGGAGGAUACUCGCGAUGCACCUGCUAACACUUUAGGACUUAUGAUCGACCUUUCGGUUCGAAAUAUCGGCGGAGUUUGGUUCAAGCGAUAUGUCGUUUCUGACCUUGAAAUCAAGACUUUCACUCACGCCGCGCAUAGACUUGCUGUGAAGACUGUCGAAGUUCCGCUCAAUGCUGCCUACCCUGAUAUGAAGGCUAAUGAUUUUCUCCAGGUCCUCAUUGACAAGCAGAUGCUUCCUUGCGGAUUCAACACUGAUGGCGACGCCGUUGGAUGCCGAGAUUUUGUAUCCCAACUAACAUUCCGCCUCAAUGAGAAAGGCUUGCUAAACAUCACAGCUGACAACCGCCAACAGAUCUUCGGCGCCUUCAACGCCAACUACGGCCCCGAGAAGGACGAGGCCCGCUACGCCAAGACACCCUACGCCGCCUGGAAUUCUGCAUACACGGAUCGACACCACGAGAUCCAAGAAAUCGAAUAUAGAGGCGAUCGUGUUAUUUGCGAUGGCUCGGAAACCGAAUAUACUUCUACUUCUGCCACUUCUAGCUCCAAGGGAAGCGCUAGCAUGGAUACCGGUACUGGAUCCUCGGGUACUAACAAGGCUUCUCCCUCUGCGGGUGGUAAUUCUUCAGGCGCGCCUAGCCCUUCGCGCUCGGCGGGAAGCGCUAGCAUGGAUACUGGUAGUGAGUCUUCUGGUACCCCCAAGGCUCCUCGCUCUGCGAGUAGUGGCCCUUCGGGCGCGCCUAGCCCUUCGGGCUCAGCGGGAAGCACGAGCAUGGAUACUGGUAGCGAGUAG
Messenger RNA from Penicillium verhagenii, 1056 nucleotides. RefSeq lists its product as uncharacterized. The transcript is spliced from 3 exons. The coding region runs from base 1 to 1056 and encodes 351 amino acids. The record is from RefSeq and is a predicted model, not a curated record. Lineage: Eukaryota; Fungi; Ascomycota; Eurotiomycetes; Eurotiales; Aspergillaceae.